AUAUAUAAAUUCCCACACAUCAGCUCCGAAACAAUUGUCCCCGGCCCACCUCAUCUUCCAUCCCAUUCCCAACAAACAAACAAACAUCCCCUUUCUGCACACACCUGACCCACAUCUACACAUACCCAUUCAAACUAAUGCUCUCUCUCUCUCUCUCUCUCUUAUCCUCCUACAACCUAUCCCAAUCUUCUGAUCUACAACUCCACUUUUUCUUGUUUCUCCUGUAUUUCUACGCGUUAUUCUUUGGAAGAUCCGGGGGCGCCAUUCACGAUCUGCAAGCGAGAUCAACCCGCAAGACCAACCAACUCAACAACAAGAAGGAAAAUGACAUCGUCUCGUAUAAUGACGCGAGCUUCACCAUCACGAAGACUGAAGGACUCGGGCCAACCAAGCACGGCCCAGCUAGCGGCCCAAGUCCCUCUACCGCCCUCGCCCCCGUCCUCAGACGCGCUGAUACUCGAUCAAGGCCUGCACCAAGCCUCACCAGCGAGACCACCACAGCCUAGCCGACGACGUGUCUCUCCCCGGAGGAGCAAGGUUAUGGGUCCGCGCGACCCGGUCCAACCGAGCACAUCAAGUCUUCCUCGGAAUACAUCCCAUCGGGCCCUCCAAGCUGCCAUCCAAUCCUCCCCCCACCACCUCUCCCAAACUCGGUCCAAAAAACGGCGCGUCGUCCAACUCCAAGAUCCCUUCGCCUCCCGCUCUUCUUCCCCCUCUAGUCCAACCAUCUCUAAAUCAAGCCGCUUCCCUAAACGCCCAAAGGCUUCCGCCGCUUCUCCCAUCACCGCCGCCUCUUCUUCUUCUCCUAACAUUCGCCCACUCAGGGAUUCUCCUAAUAACCCUUUCCUCGUCCAUCCCGGCGAAAAACCGCGUCGUGCCGGCGCCAAACGUGACGACGAAUAUCGCAAAGUGGUCUAUGUUUUUCGAGGAAAACGAAUCCAAUAUGACAGUGGAGAAGAUCUGAACGAGACGGGCGGUUCGCCAUUCAGCGGCGCCGUCCCGCGACUGCUAUUCCCAUCGCCGCCGAGUCCAGACCUCUGUCCAGAGAAGCCGAAGCAGAAAGCCUGCGAAGAAGAAGAAGAAGGACGGAGGAGUGGGAGUCCGAGAGGCCGCCGCAAUCAGCCGGCCUUCGAGACCCCCAAACGGGAUAAAGCCAAGACGUCUGCAGUGCUCCCCGAAUCCUCCCUGCCCACGCCCCAGAGUAGACCCAGACCGAGACGCUCCACUCUUCCCCCCAUCCUCUCCCUCACCGCCCCUAUGAAGGCUAGUAAAUCGAUGGCUAUCGCCAUGCGUUGAUCCCUUUUCUUUCUCUCUCUCUCUUCUCUCACUUUUCCAACUUCUUCUUUCUUGGCUUCCUUCUCUCUCUCUCUCUUUUUCUUUCUUUUUGGCCCAAUAAUAUUGGCAUCCAAACAUAUGUAUCUUUCCCCCCAAAAAACCUCAACAAAAACAGAUUCCCUUUUCAGGU
Messenger RNA from Puccinia graminis f. sp. tritici CRL 75-36-700-3, 1465 nucleotides. RefSeq lists its product as uncharacterized. The transcript is spliced from 2 exons. Lineage: Eukaryota; Fungi; Basidiomycota; Pucciniomycetes; Pucciniales; Pucciniaceae. Bases 325 to 1296 code for a protein of 323 amino acids. The record is from RefSeq and is a predicted model, not a curated record.